Molecule: messenger RNA, 1310 nt
Organism: Heterobasidion irregulare TC 32-1
Lineage: Eukaryota; Fungi; Basidiomycota; Agaricomycetes; Russulales; Bondarzewiaceae
Exons: 3
Coding region: 133-1161 (342 amino acids)
Source: RefSeq, a predicted model, not a curated record
CUCUCUCUGCACGCCCAUCUGUGGCGAACUCGACCCAGCACUAGCUACUCAACCUUACCCUCUGCCUGCACAACUCAGGAGUAGCGACCCUCGCAACAGGAGUCCUUCUCUGCGCCUGAACCCGCAACGACGAUGUUUCUGCUAUACUUCACUUCUCGGAUCGUCAGCUCGGUCGUCGCCUUCCUCUAUCCGGGCUACGCGUCGUACAAGACGCUCUCCCAGCGCCCCGCGUCGGAGGAGGACCUCGAGCGCUGGCUGAUGUACUGGUCUGUCCUCGGCUGCAUCGUCGGCGUCGAAUACGUCGCCGAGUGGCUCGUCUCCUGGAUCCCAUUCUACUUCCCCCUCAAGACGCUCUUCCUCCUCUACCUCGCCCUCCCCCAGACCCGCGGCUCCUCCUACCUCUACCGCGCCCACCUCCACCCCUUCCUCGCAGCACACGAGCCCCAAAUAGACGCCGCCGUCGCCUCCCUCCGCACACGCGUCUACGCCUUCGUGCACGCCCGCGCGCGCGCGCUCUGGGACGCCGUCUCCGCCGCCGCCUCGAGCUCUGCCGCCGCGGACCUGGCGGAUCCUGUGGGAUCGGGAUCGGGGUCGGGCGCGGGCGCGGGGGGCACAGCGGCGCCGCCGCCGUCGCUGGGGGACCCCGUGUCGGGCCCGGUCGCGAUGCUCGGCGGGCUCUGGCGCACGUACGGCCCCGCGAUCGUCGCGACGGGCGCGGCGAUGCUGCGGCAGGGCGCCGCGGCGUCUGCCGGCGACAGCGAGCGCGCGCUCGGCGAGGGGCGCCGCGCAGCGUCGGGGUCUGGAUCGGCGUCUGGGGCUGGCGCGGACGCGGCGGAGCGGGAGAGGAAGCGGCGGCGGCUGGAGGCGGAGCUGGCGGCGCUGGGGGUGGAGGGGUACGAUGUGGGCGGGGAGAGCGCGGUGGCGAGCGCGGAGGGCUCGCCGGUGCGCGUGCGCGGGUUCGAGGCGGAGCUGCGGGAGCGGGGCAGCAGCAGCGGCGGGAGCGCGAGCGGCGCGGCGGCGCGGUUCGAGGAGGUGGAGGUGCCGAGCGACGGGGAGGAGGCGCCCGUGCCCGCGCCCACGCCGGCUGCGCAGAGGCGGGGGAGCUGGUUCGGCUGGGGGCAGGCGCAGGGGCAGGCGUACGAGCGCGUCAAGACCGAUUAGCUCUGAUCAGUCGUCAGUGGCCGCCGCCGUCCGAACUUCGUGUUGCUGCAUCUGUCCUUCCUUCCUUUUUCUUACUUCUGUUUCUUUCGCCACUCUGCUUGUAUAGUAAUCAUUUUUCGUCGGGGGCACGCGCGCGCGCGCUCUUGUUC